AUGGUAAAGACGUGCUGGUACUAUACAAAAGAGGAGAUUGAAAAAAACUCUCCUUCGAGACUCGACGGUAUCGACUUAAAGCAAGAGACUUUCCAACGUUGGUCUUACUCAACAUUCCUCCAAGAGCUUGGCCAGAGACUAAACAAUCCUCAGAUAUCUAUAGCGACAUCGAUCAUCUUAUGUCAACAGUUCUUCACUCGCCAAUCACUAGCGAAGAACGACCCGAAAACAAUCAGCAUCAUAUGUAUGUUUAUCGCCGGAAAAGUCGAAGGGUCUCCGAGACAGGUGGGUGAUGUAAUCGCCGUGGCCUACAGAGUCUUAAACGACAAGGAACCGUCGAGAGAAGUGUACGAGAGAUUGAAGGAGACUGUGUUAACCGGCGAGAAGCUUGUGCUCUCUACGUUAGGGUUUGAUCUCGAAAUCGAACACCCUUAUCAACCGGUUAUGGAUUGGAUUAAGAGAUCGGUUAAGGUCGAGAGGGAUGCUGAUAUACUUUCUCAGGCUGCGUUGAAUUUUCUUAACGACGGUUUAAGGAUAUCUCUUUGCUUGCAAUUUAGGCCGAGCCAGAUCGCAGCGGCUGCUAUAUAUCUCGGCUCGUCCUUUGCUAAGGUGAAGCUACCGUGUGAUGGGGACAAAGUUUGGUGGCGAGAGUUCGAUGUCACAAAACGCCAAUUGUGGGAAAUUUGUAACCAGACGCUUGAUCUUUAUGGACAGAACUUUCUCAUUCCGGCUAAAGACGGUGUAGAUUCUAAGAUUAAUGAUGGUGGGUUGUUGAGAGCAGAGCAAAAACAGAGCAAGGACGCUGAAACUAUAUCUUGUCAAGAUCAUAAGAGAAUUGUCAUAAAAGUUGCUGGUAAGUCUAGAAAUGUCAUAAAAGUGUCUCUGAGAAAUAAGCUAUCGGCAACAAAUAGCUAA
Molecule: messenger RNA, 915 nt
Organism: Eutrema salsugineum
Lineage: Eukaryota; Viridiplantae; Streptophyta; Magnoliopsida; Brassicales; Brassicaceae
Product: putative cyclin-T1-1
Exons: 1
Coding region: 1-915 (304 amino acids)
Biological process (GO): regulation of transcription by RNA polymerase II; positive regulation of DNA-templated transcription, elongation
Cellular component (GO): nucleus; cyclin/CDK positive transcription elongation factor complex
Molecular function (GO): cyclin-dependent protein serine/threonine kinase activator activity
Source: RefSeq, a predicted model, not a curated record